AUGGAUGAUAAUGCUGAAAUAAUAUUUGUUGGAGGAAUUGAUGAGACAGUAGAUGAAAAAUGUUUAUAUGAUAUUUUUUCGUCAUUUGGUGAUAUAAGAAAUAUUGAAAUACCUAUGAAUUUGGUUUCAAAAAAAAAUAGGGGUUUUGCAUUUAUAGAAUAUGUAGAAAAAGACGAUGCUAAACAUGCUUUAUAUAAUAUGAAUAAUUUUGAAAUAAAUGGAAAGAGAAUUUAUGUAAAUUAUUCCAAAACUAAAAAAGUGGAUCAAUAUAAACCAGUGUGGAUAGAUGAUUUGUAUAAUCAAGAAAAAAUGAAAUUAUUAGAAGAAAAUUCAAAGGAAGAAAAUUUAGAUAAAGACAAUUCAUUUGAUUAA
Molecule: messenger RNA, 372 nt
Organism: Plasmodium gallinaceum
Lineage: Eukaryota; Apicomplexa; Aconoidasida; Haemosporida; Plasmodiidae
Product: splicing factor 3B subunit 4, putative
Exons: 4
Coding region: 1-372 (123 amino acids)
Molecular function (GO): RNA binding
Source: RefSeq, a predicted model, not a curated record